AGUCACAACAAGAAGUCACGUGUUUGUUUUGGUAACCUUUGAGACGAAAACCGGUUUAUCUCCAUCGGCCCUUAGUUGCUAGUCGAUUUGUUAUGUCAUUAGGUAGCAGGUACAUUCCUUUCCGUUUAUUUUAAAGAAGAUGGUGUUAUUUAAUUUUAAAUGGGCAGGAGUUUUGAGUUUAAUCAUUUUACAACUGAUACAGGGUUGCGUGUCGAUGAUAGAUGUCUACCCUCGAGUGAGGUCUGUACCGGUCACGGGAGACCCAGGACAACCUUUGUUUCUAACUCCACUUAUCGAAUCUGGAAACAUCACCGCGGCUAAGGCGGCUGCAAGAGUCGGGCGCUUGGAAGGGGCUGAAGGUAUCGAGAGCUAUUCAGGAUACCUCACUGUCAACAAGAACUUAAAUUCCAACCUCUUUUUCUGGUUUUUCCCAGCAGAGGUGAAAGCGGCCACUGCUCCGGUGCUGCUGUGGCUGCAAGGGGGUCCCGGGGCUUCAUCCCUGUUCGGCCUGUUCGGGGAGAACGGCCCGUUCUACGUCAGCAAGAGGAACACCCUGAAGCGGAGGAAGUACGCCUGGACCAGCUCCAACUCUGUCAUCUACAUCGACAAUCCCGUCGGCACAGGGUUCAGCUUCACGGAGAGUGACGAUGGCUACGCCAGGAACGAGACGGCGGUGGGCGAGGACUUGUACUGCGCCCUGCAGCAGUUCUUCAGGCUGUUCCCGGAGCUCCAGAAGAACGACUUCUACAUCACCGGAGAGUCGUACGCCGGGAAGUACAUCCCAGCCCUCGGCUACGCUAUCCACACAAAGAACCCGAAUGCAACUCUCAAGAUAAACAUGCAAGGCAUGGCCAUUGGGAACGGGCUGAGCGACCCAGAGAACAUGCUGCUCUACGGAGACUACCUGUACCAGCUGGGCCUCAUCGACCUCAAUGCUCGAGACCUGUUCCACCAAAAGGAAGCCCUCACCCGCAAGUACAUCCAGGCACGGCAGUGGAAGAAGGCCUUCCAAGUGUUCGACACCCUGCUGAACGGAGACCUGAGCCAGAACGGCACCUUGUUCUCCAACCUGACGGGCCUCAAGAGCUACUACAACUACGUGUCCGCGGACGGGCGGCGCAGGGGGGGCGACAGCGACCUGUACGUGCAGGGCGCGGCGGUGCGACGCGCGCUCCACGUGGGGGGGCGGCCGUACAACGACGGGCGGGCGGUGGAGCGACACCUGGAGGAGGACGUGAUGCGGUCGGUGCGGCCGUGGGUGGAAGAGCUGCUGGAGCACCACCGCAUCGUGACGUACAACGGCCAGCUGGACGUCAUCGUGGCCUACCCCCUGACGCUGGGCUACCUGCAGGCCCUGCGCUGGAGCGCCAGCCCCGCCUACAGGACGGCCCCCCGCUACCAGUGGCACGUGGGCCGGGAGCUGGCCGGCUACGUGAAGCACGCUGGGCACCUCACCGAGGUGCUGGUGCGGGACGCGGGCCACAUGGUGCCCGCCGACCAGCCCCGGUGGGCGCUCGACCUCAUCACGCGCUUCACCUCGGAGAAGGCCUUCGCUCCGUAGCGAUGAUGAUGCGCUGAUACACACACUCGACUGGUCUUGCGUGGAAGAUUAGAUGAUAUUCUAAUAUACAGUCUCUCUUACAUUUAUUGGUUGUUUUAUUACAUGAGAUAAAUGUUAUAUUUAGACCUUAACAUCUUUCUUGGUACUUAGUAUUUUUAAAUUUAUUUUCAAUUCCUUCAUCAUUUGAGUUAAAAAAUGACAAUGCUAUAGUAUUUGAAACUUGGUAGUAUAAUGUUCUUGAAACUUUUUUUUUUAACAUUUUCUCCUUGCAUAUCAUGCAAUAACUACGUAUAACCUUCGUAAUGCAUGGCCUGAUGUAAUAAAUUUGUCUUUACAAUCCAAACGAGCCAAACUGGGCUAAGAUCAUCGUAGUACUGUGGGUUAUUUUUGUUUUUAAAUCCUAACUUCAUACAGGGCUUAAUAUUAUGUAAUAUUUCAUGAUCCGUCACAGGUUUCAUAUUUUUUUAUUCAGGUUUUGCCAUUAUGCACUUUAUUAACAUCUAAAUAUUUUUUUUAAUAUUACCAGAGAAUUCAUAGUUGUAAACAAUCAUCUUUUAAUAAAAAAAUCAUUCAAUGAAGAAUUUGGUAAUAGCCACUUCCUACAGUUUUUUUAAUUGUGGUGUCUUAAGUAAUUUUUGCAUUAAACGGUACAUAACAUAACAUAGCAAAGUUGAUCGUUCAGCUACAUUGCAAAUGUUAACGUGACAUUUUUUCCUACAUUGACAACUACAUUCUCUUGAAAAUCUUAUUUUAAAAAAUCUUAAUUUUAAAUUUGUCUUUAGAUUAUAAAAAUUGGUUACACCCUCUUAAAAACUUCAGUUCAAAUUAUUUUAAUUGUGGAGUGAAGGUUGUCUCAAUUAUGAAACUGAAGUUUGAUACUCUAUAAAUUUAGAGUUAUAAUUGUUUACAAUUAGGAUGUUGCGGGAUCCUACGAGCCUUUCAGACAGCAGUGACCUUUAUGGGAUCAAUCAAAUAGCAAAACAUAUAUUUAGCGAUGAUAGGUACCUACUGAUAUAGUUCAAUUGUUUACAGUAAAAGUUGCAAAUAUGUACUAUUGUGUGUCAUAAUUGUAAGCAUGCUGAUCAUUGUUUGUUCCUUGUAAUGAUGCAAUUUGUUAAAUAAAAUGUCAUUUUUUAUUACUA
Molecule: messenger RNA, 2703 nt
Organism: Bacillus rossius redtenbacheri
Lineage: Eukaryota; Metazoa; Arthropoda; Insecta; Phasmatodea; Bacillidae
Product: venom serine carboxypeptidase-like
Exons: 6
Coding region: 140-1561 (473 amino acids)
Biological process (GO): proteolysis
Molecular function (GO): serine-type carboxypeptidase activity
Source: RefSeq, a predicted model, not a curated record